AUGAAACACAAUUUGCAUGGGACUUAUGAAGAGUCCGGCGCCUCUUGGGCUUUCAUUCCCGACGACCUGUGGGAGUCUGGGUAUCAUGAAGAGGCGCAGGCCAUGAAGCGUGAGCUCGCGAAUUCGCCUCUCACCGAGGCCAAAGACCUUGUACAACGCGCACCUCACAAGGAGGGUUCAGGAAAAAUCCGAGACAUGAGUGGCAAGGAACACAAGAUCAAGUGGUACUGUGAGCCAGCAGCAGGGGGGGUAGUCAAAUUUGCUGCCGCGUAUGGCAUCAAGCUGGCGUGCGAUGGCGUAUACUCCGUGGCCAGCAGCUCAGCCCGUGGACAGCUGGUGUGGCGGUCCCCUGAGCGUGCUGAGGGAAGUCUGCACAACAGGUUCACAUUCCGACUUAUGAAGAAGAUGGUCGACGGAUUCUUUACCACCUCGUGCACCACCGUGUUCAACGCUUAUAUUUUCACGUCUGGCCUAGGCUGUGGUGAUAAAAAACAGCUUGCUGGAACUUCUAAGGUCUCUGUUCGCUCUGUUGGUCCACGUUCUAAGAAAGAUGGUGAUGAAGUUAUGCUUUAUGAAUUGAGUGUCCAUAAGUAG
This is a messenger RNA of Thyridium curvatum, 594 nucleotides long. RefSeq lists its product as uncharacterized. The record is from RefSeq and is a predicted model, not a curated record. The coding region runs from base 1 to 594 and encodes 197 amino acids. NCBI's taxonomy places the organism in Eukaryota, Fungi, Ascomycota, Sordariomycetes, Thyridiales, Thyridiaceae. The transcript is spliced from 3 exons.